GGGCGAGUGAAUGAAGACAUAGAAGAACUCGCCAUAGCAGUGAUAUCAAAACUGCUAAGCUCUCCAUCCACUCCGUCGAAUCGAAUCGUCGCCAAUUGCACUCUUCUCGCUUGCGUCAUGAUCGGGGUUCGGUUUGACAGGAAGGAUAUAGUUCGGAUUGAUAAAAGUUCUGCUCUGCCUCAACUCGCGCAGUCCCUUUUGACGCAGUUCCAAAAGGUUCUCUGGGCAUGGGAUGGAGGCGAUGUCGACAAAGACACCACUGGAAUAAUACGCCGGGCAUGGAACCUCCUUGACGUUAUUUGUCGCAUUAUCGAGCCUGCUCGACGUCACUAUAAUCCUUCACCCCACACGAUGCGAAACCUGGACAUGUGCAGGAAGAUUUAUGAGCGAGCGAGGUCAUCUGAACAUCCCUCCCAGGGGAAUUUAUCUCGGGACCCUAUCCAGGUGUGGAAUACGCCGCCUUGGUGGAUAGGCCUUGUCCACUCGCCAGAAGACUUCGACUGGCUGGUGGACUACCUCGACUAUAUUCAUUCCGACGACCACGAGACCGCAUAUGACAUCCUUUUGCUACUGAGUGGUUUGGGAGCUCGCUGCAGCCCUGCUAAACAACAUAUGUUCAUCAAGAGCCUCAUCGCAUGCAUGGACAGUGACAUGCCUUACAAUUUACGUCAUGCUGCUCUUCGCGCUGUUCACAUUGUCCGACAAGAAAUAACAUCGAUCGAUGGCAUCGAUGAUGUGAGCCUACGGGACAUGGUUUUGACAGAGCUCUCCCCCGCUAUUCUGACUGUGGUUUGUCCGCGACCAGGUACAACACCUGCCGAUGAUGGCCCUGACCGCUUUUUGGAUUCUAGCCGCGGCUCGUGCUAUCUCGAGCUGGUUUUUUCCCUCGCGAGCAAUUCCGACUGGUACUCCCAUUUGUCUGGGGAUCACCAUAUAGAUUGGUGCAUUAGCAUGGUUGCAAAGUACCACCAAAUCUUGCCGCAUGCGUUUUAUCUAGCUGGCAUCCUCCUCCGAAUCGCGCCUGAACAAUUGUCGGCCACAUCACUCGAUUCUAUUACAGAGCAGCAGUGGUGGGACAUGAUGAAGAGUGCAUGGGCCGGUGUCCCCUAUGAAAUUGACUUGCACUGUUUCGAGUUCCUACCAGUCCUUGUGGAAGCCACGAAAAAGUACAUGCAGAUUGCCUCGAAAUUUGAUCUCGAGCUGCUCAUUAGACAUGUGGGCUCUGUUCUCGAAAGACUGGAGAGGCAAUAUUCGGAGCAGGGGGAGCAUGGAGAGCAUGGAGAGGGGGCCGCCGUCGCUAUGAAAGAGUUGAAGACUGUGGCCAGCGACAUGCUUGAGAGGAUGGUCAAAAGUGAUGAAGCUGUUAGUCCCUGAUUAUCACGGUGCCUGCAUGUUGUGCUAGGAUCCCGGGACCGGAGGAAG
This is a messenger RNA of Suillus clintonianus, 1422 nucleotides long. RefSeq lists its product as uncharacterized. The record is from RefSeq and is a predicted model, not a curated record. NCBI's taxonomy places the organism in Eukaryota, Fungi, Basidiomycota, Agaricomycetes, Boletales, Suillaceae. The transcript has 3 exons. The coding region runs from base 118 to 1374 and encodes 418 amino acids.